Molecule: messenger RNA, 4675 nt
Organism: Tigriopus californicus
Lineage: Eukaryota; Metazoa; Arthropoda; Copepoda; Harpacticoida; Harpacticidae
Product: tyrosine-protein phosphatase 99A-like
Exons: 15
Coding region: 1361-4441 (1026 amino acids)
Biological process (GO): protein dephosphorylation
Molecular function (GO): protein tyrosine phosphatase activity; protein binding
Source: RefSeq, a predicted model, not a curated record
GUUGUGAGUUGACGGGUGAAUUGCAAAGGAGAGCGUCAAUUUGUGUGAUUGCUUCAACUGUUCUGUCAGCGAGUGGUUGGUUGUUGAUUCUGGGCACAUCAAGGACACCAAGUGAACAAUAAUAGUUCUUUCAUCUGGCACAACAACCCGUGAUAGGGACGUCAGCUCCUGCACGAAGAAAGAUGGUGAUGGAUUUUAUAAGCAAUCAUAAACUUGAGUUUGCUGGAGUGAGAUUGCAAAAAGAAUGUUUAUGAUCCAUAAAAGGAGCGACGUUAAUGGCAAGGUCGGUUUGGAACAAUCUCCAUCGAGAGAGGGCCUCUUCAGUGUAAACGAGGAAGGGUAAAAAAGGGGCCAGAUCCUAUCGUUGACUUAAUCUCCAUUCCCACAAAAAAGAGCAAAGUUAUCCAUCAAAAAAACUUGAGCAAUCCGUGUACCAGAGAGGACGCGAGUGUCAGCAAAUGCCGAGUGAACCCCGGUCCAUCACCACCAAACCCACCGUUGAUCAAAUGGCACAAAAAGGCCGGGACUAUUCUUGUAGAUCGUGGAUGGCCAUGGAUGGGCUUGUUGCUUUAGCCAGCCACUUGCACACUUCACUUCCAGUUUGAUCCGAGAAAGAGGCCACGAGCGAGUCGAUUGGUAUGUCUAACUGAGUCUGUGUGUGAAUGUGUGCUCGUUCCAAAUCUGCUGAGAUGAGGAGGAUGAGGAUGAGCUGGCGAGGAGAAAAGUUCUGCUAGUUUUUCUCUGGCCGGAAUUUGUCUCAUUAUCCUACAGAGCUUUGUUCUCCCGUUGGCUCUGAUUUCCUUCAUUGGACCAACGCAAAGGAGAGAGAGAGAGAGAGCGAGGCAUCUUAAAAAAGGGGAUCUCCUGAAGAAAAGAGGAAACAAAUCAGCUCUAUCAACUCUGACGAAGGAAGACGAAUAAGAACCAACCUUUUUGGCAACACCACACAGAACACAAAUAGACAAGCGCCAAGUUGCCGUACCUCUUAUUUUCCAACUAGUUAGAGGGACCCACAUCCACCCAUCCACACACACCCCACUCGCCCACUCAUCAGCACUGAAAGAAAGAGUGGCUUUCAACCAUACCAAACUCUUGCCAAAAAGACAAAGCAGCCUGUCACGUCCUUGUGGCUUCGAAAGAACCCAAGAGAAAGUGUUCCCUUUUUUUCUCGAAAUAAGUGUCUAUCUCACCCUCAAAAUUCCAUUAAAGUCCCCAUCAUAAAUAGAGUGCAGAAUCUUGAUCUACCUUGACGUUUACUUUGUGCCUCAUCAAGAAGGACCGACUGACUUUGUCUGGUGCAGUAGCCAUCUAAGUGAGCUAACCAUCCAACCAGCCAGCCAGUUGCCAUCCCAAGGAGAUCAUGGUUCCAAGAACAGAUCCCCAGAGAUUAGGGAUGAAUUCCAUCCUGUUCUUAAUCCUAGUUUUGAGCCUCUUAAUGAGAGGGAUUGAGUCGAGCUUCUCGCCAAGUAAUGGCUUCCUGAAUGAAGAACCAAACCUUGACGGGGAUUCCUUUGCAUAUGAAGGCGCCGCGCCCUUUGACGAGACCAACUCCAAUAGAAUCUUCCACCACGUCAGUGACUUUGAUGAGCAAAUUCUGGCCUCUCCCAAAGGGGCCUUUGAUGCCAAUAUGUAUUCCAAUAUGAUUCCCCUCUCGCCCAUGGAUGACCCGGAUUCCAUCCCCAUGUCCAAUCCGGGCACUCCUCAUGUGACAGCCACCGCAGGCGCCAAUAUCACAUUGGCUUGUCCGGGAGUGAGUCCCACGUCCUACAUCUACCUGGUGGAAUGGAAAUGUGUGGGAUGUCGGUGCCAAGACUGUCCCAAUCCUCAUGGCGAGGGUCUUCGUAUUCUGAGGUACAAUGACAAACUUAUGAGGUGGGACAAUGAGGACGAAAGGAGGAACUUGGACAUGGACCGGUCGGGAUUGAAAUUUGAGCCUGUCACUUCCGCUGACUCGGGAACAUACAUGUGCUUGAUUAACAAUCGCCGAGAACCAGAUUCACCGAUAGUUUUGAUCGUGCAAGAUGUCCCUGAUCCACCUCCAAGUCGUCCUUUGGUGGUUCGGUUGGAUUCUAGGAGUGUGGACUUGUCUUGGGCUCCUCCAAGGAGGAACCACCACCAUCACGUUAUAUCAUACAAGAUAUUUAUCAAGGAAGGCGAGACUGGAUCUUGGGAUCGAACUGUGGAGACAAGUUCCAAUCUUACUCGAUUCCAUAUCAAGGACCUUCAGCCCUUCACCACCUACAUGUUUCGGGUGUCGGCAAAAAACCUGCUCGGCUACUCCAAACCCAGCAAAGAGAGCUACCCAACCAUGACACACCGAGAAAAACCAAGUGGAUCACCCACUUUCUUGCGGGACAAAAUUAGCACAAGCUCGACUAGCUUGAGCAUCGUGUGGCAACCCCCACCCAAACAGACGUUGAACGGGGAGUUCUUGGGCUAUGAGAUGACCUAUCGGCCCAAGAAUGAGCGGCGAUCUACCAAAUUGACGAUCAACGAAGACAUCUUGAGAAUUCAGAACUACACCAUCGGAAAUCUGCAGAAGCACACCACUUACGUCAUAUCUUUGUCGGUGAAAAAUCUGAAAGGUGUCGGACCCAACGCAACCAUUGAACUUCGCACUGAAGAUGGAGUUCCCUUGGAGCCUCAAAGGCCACGCUUCAGUAAUGUCACUGCCCAGAGUCUCGUAUUGUCUUGGCAAAUGCCCUCCAACGCCAGAAAUCUGGGCUCAGACCUCCUCGGAUACCGGAUCUAUGUCACGGAGAUGUGUGAAGAGGCUCGCUCUCAGUAUGAAAUCAGGUAUCAGCCGUACCACAGCAGGCGGUGCCGAAAGAUCCAACCCUUCACCAUUAAUAGCGGAUCGACCACGCAGACUUUGGUCGACGGACUCAGUCCAUAUACCAAGUACAAAAUUGUUCUCCGAGCGUUCACCAAGAAGCGUGAAGGUCCAGCCUCAGAUGCUCUGAUUCUCAUGACGGACACAUCACCGCCAGGAGCUCCAAUCAUCACCAAUAUCACUUGCUAUGGCACUGAUGAGCUUCAGAUCGAAUGGCGAAGGCCAGAUCAAGACUCGGCCAUCAAAUAUUACAAGAUCCUGCUCAAUCAUCGAGACCGACGGGAUCAAAUGCGCACUGAAGAGAUUCACGUGGAAAUCGUGAACGAUACCCUCAAGAACGUGGCAUUUCUCUCGAAUCUGACCACGGAAUCGAUUUACGACCUUCGCAUCGUGGCCUUUGUCGAAAGUUUUAUUCAUCCAGGGAAAUUGUACCAAGGGCCCACGUCCCACGCCAGAAGGAUCUUUGUGGGCCGUGAGUGUGAUCCUCAUCAGGCAUUUUCCAAAGUCCACGAUGUACUCGAAUUCAAUGCAGGGAUUGUGGCCGGAAUCAUAUGUACGGCGACCAGCUUGGUCUUGUUGGCCUUGGUCAUGCUGAUUUGCAGACGCCACAAGCCAAGGUAUGAGUUUUUGGCGCUAACUCCAAAGUAUAUGGCCGCGGGGCGUGGCGGGCCGGGCUCACCACCCAUCAACGGCGGACCCCAGGGUUGGAUCAGUGACCAUGAGUCGGACAUUCCCAUCAGUCUGCUGCCCAAACACGUGUCUGGAUUGCACGCUUGCGAUAACAUGGCGUUCCACAAGGAUUUCGAAUCAAUCCAUUCUGCUCGACUCUUGAGACACGCCAAUGACGCUGGAAGUCUCAUUGGCAACGUUCACGCAGCUAACACGUAUCCGGACAUUCUCAAUGGAAGACCAGAUUGUGGCUCACAUAGCACAUGUCCCAUAUUUUUGGACGGAUGGUUGGUUCCAUUCAACUUUAUUUGCUUGUUGGGCGAGGCUCCUUUGGCGAGUGAGUCCACAUGGAUCAGACUUAUUUGGGAACAACAUGUUGGGAUGAUUGUCACGCUUCUGACCUCGGUGGCCAAGGAUGAUCUGAGCACGCUGUCAGACUCCAAGAGAUUUGGAGACAUAAUUGUCACACUUCAGACCGAGGAUAUCUUGCCAGACUACACCAUUAGAACCAUGAAGUUGAGUCAUCGGAAAUUUCGCAAGGCACCCGAGCGCUACAUCACUCAACUGAUUUUUGGCCGCUACCCUGAAAUCGGAUUACCCCACGGAUCCGAUUUCCUCAACUUUACCAAGGCAGCCUUCGCUGUCAACCGCACGAGCGGUGGGAAAAUCCUCGUCCAAAGCAGAAAUGGCUUGGACUCAUGUCUCGUAUACGCCAAAUUGCACACCAUGUUGGACCAGAUCCAGGCUCGGGGAGAGGUCAAUAUCCCCUGUUACUCGAGGCAUUUAUCGUCCGUCAAUGACGUGGCCCUCUCAUCGGUGGACCAAUUCAUCUACGUUCACGAUGUGUUGGCCGAAGCCGUGGAGUACGGCCAGUUGCAUUCCAUACUGCAAGCCAAUGCGAGCAUGAAUUCCAAUGGAUCCCUCUCAAUGCCUCAGUAGUGGAAAUGAACGCUCGAACUUGAAUUCUGCUCCCCCCAAACCGGGUUCCAAUGAGGAACCAAACGAAAAUCGUUCUCAUCUCAGUGUCGUAAUAAGUCUUAUUGUUGGAAAGAAAAUUGAAGUUGUUUUCCAGACCCAAGAGGGCUUUAGUGGUGCUCGGUGCAGACGUUAUGUUGUUCCAUUGUCGCCCAAGACAGGAUUUUUAGCAAAUACAUUUGUUUUCGUGUACUCUCA